This is a messenger RNA of Penicillium cinerascens, 216 nucleotides long. Its product is annotated as Glucose-repressible protein. The transcript has 3 exons. The record is from RefSeq and is a predicted model, not a curated record. NCBI's taxonomy places the organism in Eukaryota, Fungi, Ascomycota, Eurotiomycetes, Eurotiales, Aspergillaceae. Bases 1 to 216 code for a protein of 71 amino acids.
AUGGAGACCGUCAAGCAAACCGUCAACUACGUCGCCGAGACCGUUCAGGGUGCCGGUGCUACCGCUUCCAAGGAGGCCAACAAGGAGGUCGCCAAGGACUCCGACGCCAAGAUCAGCACCCGUGCCAAUGCCGCCUUCGACGCCGUCGGUGACAAGAAGGACGAGCAGGUCCACAACACCAAGGCCGAUGUCCACAAGGAGGCUGCUAAGCACUAA